GCCGAAGGCGGGUCUCCCGUGUCCGUAAUCUAUUUCUCAAGGCGACCUCUCAAUUCCAGUAAAAUCAGCAGAUGCCGCCGCCGGAGAAGCAGGAGCGGCAGCUCGCCCGCCUCUGCGACCUCGUCGCCGCCUCCCUCCUCCCCCACCUCGAAGCCGAAACAUCGCCGCCGCGGCACCUCACGCGGGAGGACGAGCGGCGCCUCCUCCUUGCGCUCUCCAGGGUAAACAAGGCGAUUCGAGGAUGGAACCAGGAAGAGGAGGAGGAGCAGCAACAGCAGCAGUGGUGUGAAUUCGAUCAGAAAAUUGCUUCAUGUUCUGGAGAAGGCCACAGUUGCUGUUUACCACCUGGACAGCAGCCAUACGAUGGAUUUAGCUGCCUGGAAAAUUCAGUCUCCAUAUUGGUUAGAGUCCUUGGUUUCUGCAGUGACUAUGCUAAACACUCUGCUGGCAAUAUCCUGAUUUCCAUAUCCAGUGCCCUAAUUAAGUUUGGAUCUAUUUGGAUUCAGUUUAUUGAGCUCAUCUGGAUAGCUAUAUACACAGCAUCAAAAUGUGUUCAUAGGUGUUUGGAUGCAACCCUGGCUGAUGCAGCUCCAGCCAGGCAGUGCCGCGAGCUGCAGGUGUCCAAAAUCGGACACCUGGGAGUGCUGCCUGGACCAAGCAAGCAUUCCAUCUCCCAAAGCAAACAGGCUCAUAAUGCUUUAUCUUCUACAACUGACUCCAACAGCCACAAGAUUACUUGUUCAAGCACCAGCAUCACAAGCUUCGUGACAGUACUUGACCAGUGUGGUCUCAAUAUCAGUGGGCAAAUAAUGCCCAGUCUCUUUCAAGUGUUACAUGCUAUCUUAAAGUUCCUUAAACACAGUGACAGUGAAUUGAAGGAUAACUUCAUUUGUCUAUCUGUUCGUCAUAUUCAGAACAUGCCUUGGGUUACUUUCCAUCAAUUACAUACCGGAGAACUCGCAAACUGUGUUAAGGAUAGCGGAUUUGGCUUCUGUAAUGAUUCAAUACAGUCCGGAAUCCUGACAGGCAGUCUUCUCCAGCUACUCUGUUCGUUACUUGAGCAAAGUUACCUGGAAGGUACAGAUGGACAAGAUAUGUAUGUGAAACUCGUGGAUAUAGUUCCCAAGAUAGCAGCUUCCUUACAGGAGCAACACGAUGGCCCCCAAAGCAUUUAUCAGUACUUAAAGCACAAAAUUCUGAUGGUAAUGAUGCGGCUAAAGCCUUACAUGCAGCAAGAUUGCUCACGUAUUGUUUGUUGUCUGAAAUUACUUCGGCAGUACUUUCAUGACCUUAUUCAUGAACCUAUCUCGCAACAUAUUGCUAAACUAGAUAGUUGUUUAGAAGGAUCUCCUUUUUUGUUGAACAUGGUAGGUUUAGUUGAGAAUCAGGAUAAGUCGACUCGGCACUUGCAAAGGCAAGCUAUUUAUUUGUUCCUUAGUUCUUGCAUAUGUUUGUCUUACAACAGAAAUGAUGGCACAGUUAAAUGUUCAUGCAAGAGGAAUGAUUGUUUCUUGGGCCACAAAGUGCAAGGCUGCAGUGAUCACUGCAGUUGUGUUGGCUUAUCAGAAAUUUCAGACUGGUUUCAGAGGUGUUACUUAGACAUGAGUUUUGAUUCAAAAUCAUCAACAGAUUUUGCCUUAUCCUUUCUGGAAUUGUAUAUGGAGGAGGAUGACAUGCUAUUCAGUAUUCUCUUACAGCUUUUAGAUGCUCCACUCAUUUUCCAGCUUUUAGAUGCUCCACUCAUUUUCCUGAAAAUAGACAACAUGAAAACUACUGAACUGAUUGGUGCAAAACUGUUCUCAAGCAUUUUUGACCCAAUUCAUGUUUUCCAUCUAUUGCUUUUGCUGCUGCACUAUGAUCACAUGGUACUAGUUGACUACCUCAAAUCUAAAUAUGUUGGUGUGCAUUGUGCUCAGUAUCUCUUAAGGUGCCUACGCUUGGUUUCCCAGUCUUGGUAUGCUUUUGUAGAUGAUUCUGUUUACUUGACAAAAAUAGAAAAACUUGACUGUAAAAGGCAGAGGACCUCCAGGGAUAUAAAUAGUGCCAGAGCCAGCUCAAGUAAAGAGUAUAAGAAUGGUUCUGGUUGUGAUAAAGAAGCCAAGAAUUCACAGAAGCUUUUCCUCGAUGCUAAAGUAUGUCUUUAUUCAUUAAAGAGAACAGUGGAAGAUUUGCAAAAGAAGGGUUUGUUCCCUUACAAUCCGAUGCCUCUCCUUAGAAGCCUGGCCAGGUUUGAGCAGCUGUGUGAGCAGGGAUGAAAUUUGAGUUGCAUGCAGUGAGGGCCUCUACUAUUUUUAAGGUUGAAGAGUGGCCUUUUGGUAAUAAUCAGAUAGUUCUUAAGUCAUGAUUUGGUUCGGUUCGAUUUAUAUAUUUGGUAAAGGGGAAGUGUAAAUGCAUCUUCCCAUCCAUGAUCUGAAAAUCUAGCACUUGGACAUGGAGCAUUUCAGAAAUUGCUGAGGUCGACGUGUGGACAUGUUUUGGUCUAUCUUUCAAGGUGCAGAAUGAUUUACGCAGAAAGAUGGACACAAGAGAGAUGCAUGGUUGCAUGAGGUAGAAGACCCAUGACUUCAGGAGACCACAAUUUUCUCACUGUGAAGUCUUAAAAAUAGGCAAGUAAAAGGAGUGAUACAUCAUAAGAUCCACAUGCUGUAUGCACAUUUGGAUUGCUUAACUCUUGAUUAUUAUAAAUUUAUAAUUUAUAAACUGAAGGGAAAUGUUCUGAAGUCACCUGGAUAUAAUGAGAGAAUGAGCAUGGUUUACCUGGGGGAAGCUGGUGGCGUAUCAUCUGAGGGGACUGGUAGCAUAUCAUCUGGAGGAAGUUGGACAAUUGCAGACCAUGAAAGACAUUAUUUAGCGUAUUACCUAAUUGAAAAUUGGAGAUUCAGUGGGGUUGCACAUAUAGUGGAGCAAAUCAACAGUCUAAUAUGCACAAUCACUGGGCAUACAACCACUGAUAUUAUGAUAUCGUAUACAUUGCCUUUUCGCAACAACAAAAAAGCAUUUGCCUGUACAAGUUCAUAGAUUUCCAAUUUAUGUUUGACAGGCUUUUCAAGACAUUGUUUCACCCUAUGCAAGACAGAUUGUUCCCCCAAAACAGGGGGCAAUCUUAUGGGCAUCUCCUACAUGCUUGCAUUAUCUAACUGUCUGCAACAUUAAGUAAACAAAUAUCUGAAUAGUUAUUUGAAUAAUGAGAUUUGUGGCUCUUUGACUAAUGGCAAUAUGAGGUUUCGUA
Molecule: messenger RNA, 3229 nt
Organism: Panicum virgatum (switchgrass)
Lineage: Eukaryota; Viridiplantae; Streptophyta; Magnoliopsida; Poales; Poaceae
Exons: 13
Coding region: 72-2255 (727 amino acids)
Source: RefSeq, a predicted model, not a curated record